AAAGGCACCAAAUCUUGCUUCUAUUCUUCCUUCUCUGCUCUGCUUUUUCCAAUCAACUUGUUCACUUUUUACCCUCAUUCCUUUCUGUUUGGAUUUCUCAGCAGAUCAAUAAUUGGAUUUCUCAUACAGCUCUAUUCAAAUUAAAGACGGAACCAAUUUUAUUCCUGUUGUAAAAGUAGUUCAUAAUUACUUAAUUAAACAAUAAAUCAAUUCAUUCUGAAAUCUAACUUUUCAUCUUAGAAUCAAAUGAUCCAAAUUCUAUCUGGGUUUUCUUUUUUUUUUUUUUUCCUUUCUUUUCAAUCUAGGAAAGUACAAAACCACUUGCACCAAUUGGGAAUCAAACAACAUAAAGUCACCACCUUCACCGUCGGCCGCCAUUGAAAUCCAACCCUCACAUGCACACAACACUUUUACACAACCAUUUGCCUCACUUUCUUUCUGCCCUUUAUAUAUUACACAACAAAAAUACACGUCGUCUCUUCACUCACACACACACUCUCUCUCUCUCUUUCGCACCUUUUGUUUUUUUCUCCUUUGUUUCCUUUCCUUAUAGGUUCCUUUACUGCACAAUGGCAUCCCAUUUUUCCCAAUCUCCAUUCUACUUUUAUGGUUCACGAUUUGCCUUUCUUCUUCUUCUUCUUCUUCAGCUGAAGACACCUUAUUCGGCUUUGAUAUUGAGCUUCAGGAACCACCAUAACAACAAUCAUCACCAUAACAGUAGACCUGGGUUCCGAGCUAACCAGAGCACCUGUGCAUUGUUUGCAGGCACUUGGGUCCGCGAUGAUUCCUACCCACUUUACCAAUCUUCUGCUUGCCCCAUCAUUGACCCUGAAUUCAACUGUCAAAUGUUCGGUCGACCUGAUUCUGAUUACCUCAAAUAUCGAUGGCAGCCUCUCAAUUGUGAGCUACCCAGGUUCAACGGGCUUGAGUUUCUGUUGAAAAUGAAAGGGAAGACUGUGAUGUUUGUGGGUGAUUCGCUUGGGAGGAAUCAAUGGCAGUCGUUGAUUUGCAUGAUUGCUACAUCAGCACCAAGAACUCAGACCCAGAUGAUUAGAGGAGAUCCUUUCUCCACUUUCAAGUUCCUGGACUACGGCGUUUCAGUGUCAUUUUACAAAGCUCCAUAUCUGGUGGACAUAGAUGUGGUUCAAGGCAAGAGAGUUCUAAGGCUAGAGGAGAUUUCUGGCAAUGGCAAUGCCUGGCGGAACGCUGAUGUGCUGUUAUUCAACACUGGUCACUGGUGGACACAUAAAGGAUCUCUCCAAGGGUGGGAUCUAAUGCAGUUAGAUGGUAAAUAUUACCAAGACAUGGACCGUCUGGUUGCUUUGGAGAAAGGACUAAGAACAUGGGCUUAUUGGGUUGAUAACAACAUUGACACAACCAGAACCACAGUUUUUUUCCAGUCUAUUUCUCCUACACAUUACAACCCAAGUGAAUGGAGUGCUGGGGCAACAACAGCAACAACAAAGAACUGUUAUGGAGAAACAGUACCCUUUAGUGGGACAUCAUACCCCGGAGCCUACCCUGAUCAAAUGAAAGUGAUUAAUGAGGUGAUCAGUGGCAUGAAUUACCCUGCUUAUUUACUGGACAUAACCAUGCUCUCUGAGCUAAGGAAAGAUGGACACCCUUCUAUUUACAGUGGUGACUUGAGCCCCGCACAGAGGGCAAACCCGGACCGUUCUGCCGAUUGUAGCCAUUGGUGUCUCCCUGGAUUGCCUGACACCUGGAACCAAUUACUUUACACUAUUUUGCUCUAUUGAUCUCUUUGUAUGAGUAUCUGUUUCUUUUCUUCUAUCUUUUCUUUCUUUCUUUUCUUAUUGGUUACAGAAAUUUAAGGAGAGAGGAGGGUCAAAAUGGCACCUCCAUUUCUUCUAUUUAUACCUUCAAUCUGGCUAGGAGCAACCCUAGGCGUAGCUUUAUGUUCUCUGUAAGUCUCCACCUCUUGUAACAUAUAUAUAUUGUUUGGUGCCCGAUGCAAGGAAAUUGUUAACUGAUAUCUAUGUUAGGAUAUUCUCAUUAUGGAAUAGAGUGGUCAAUAUUUGUUCUA
Messenger RNA from Carica papaya (papaya), 2044 nucleotides. RefSeq names its product Pmr5/Cas1p GDSL/SGNH-like acyl-esterase family protein (DUF828) (gene PMR5). Gene Ontology annotation, molecular function: O-acetyltransferase activity. Gene Ontology annotation, cellular component: Golgi apparatus. The record is from RefSeq and is a predicted model, not a curated record. NCBI's taxonomy places the organism in Eukaryota, Viridiplantae, Streptophyta, Magnoliopsida, Brassicales, Caricaceae.